This is a messenger RNA of Drosophila novamexicana, 627 nucleotides long. RefSeq names its product protein FAM98B. The coding region runs from base 41 to 481 and encodes 146 amino acids. The transcript is spliced from 2 exons. NCBI's taxonomy places the organism in Eukaryota, Metazoa, Arthropoda, Insecta, Diptera, Drosophilidae. The record is from RefSeq and is a predicted model, not a curated record.
GCCAGCGAAUUAGUUGCAGCUAGUUGGCCAGACCAUAAACAUGUCUUUAACCGAUCGUCGGAGUUUUGUUGUGAUUUGGAUAUGUGCAAUCGCUUACCUGGCGGCGGCGGUGAAUGCCCAGAGCGGUAGCGUUAACUGGAAUGCUGGCAAUAGUGCGGGCACCGGCGCCUGGUCAAACGCGCAGGCGGGCGGCAUGCAUCCGCCGGGCAGCCUGGGCAGUACAGAUCCACAGUACAGCUACGGUUAUGCGGGCAUCGAUUCGCGUGGCCCCUACGGCGGCGUCGGCGGCAAUGGUGGCUACUAUGUCAGCGGCACCGACGAGCAUGGACGACCCUAUUCCUAUAAUGGCGGCAUGGGCGGCCAGCCCGUGCCCCCACCGCCCGGCUAUCCGAACAACUAUGGAUAUAGAUCGAGUGCUGGCGCUGCUGUAGCCUCUGUGGGCGUGGCUCUGUCGCUGGCUCUGCUGGUGGCGAGAUCUUAAAGCCUCUUAUAAUUUUGACUCAUUUUUUUUUAUAAUAAGUAUAUUGUUAACCCUUUUUUUUUUGUUAUUUAUAAGCGUUAUUUAUAGAAAUGAGAUACCAAAAUGUGAAGUGAGCAAUAAAAAUGCGUUUAUUGGAUACAUUUUAA